UAAUCUAAUACGGCAGGCAUGAGCAAGCUACGCUUCUGGAUUUCCUCGGUCUCUGGAACAUUCACAGAAAGAUCUCAAAAUUUCUCUGUACUUGUUAUUCUCUCGUCUCCUCUCCCAAAUUUUAUUUCUUCAACGCAAAAGAAAGAAAGAAAGUUAAAGAAGCCUAAGCGUGGAAAGAUGGCGUCGUUUGAGGAAGCUCCGCCUGGAAAUGCAAAGGCAGGAGAGAAGAUAUUCAAGACCAAGUGUGCGCAGUGCCAUACCGUCGACAAAGGUGCCGGCCACAAGCAAGGACCCAACCUUAAUGGUCUGUUUGGAAGGCAGUCGGGUACAACUCCAGGCUACUCCUAUUCGGCUGCUAACAAGAACAUGGCUGUGAUUUGGGAGGAACACACUUUGUAUGAUUAUCUGCUCAACCCUAAGAAGUAUAUUCCUGGAACGAAAAUGGUGUUCCCCGGAUUGAAGAAGCCACAAGAUCGUGCCGACCUGAUUGCAUAUUUGAAGGAGUCUACGGCAUCCUAAAUGGGCUUCUAGCAGUAAUAUAUGCAGUUUCCAUUUUGCAGUCAUUGGAGAUUGUUUCAGUUUCAGAACACAAGAAUAAAUUAGACCUUUAUAAGGCUUAUUCAAUUAGAUUGGAACCGUAUUUGAUGAAUUCCUGGUGAAUUACCAGUCUGAGAAAGAUGAUUGUGUUUUCAGACUAUUUAAAGAUUGCACAUAUAAAUAAUAUUACAUCUAGAAUAUGAGCAGAGGCCAGCUGCCUCACCUUGUUAGAUGUUUUUGUUUGUCA
Hibiscus syriacus is the source of this 784-nucleotide messenger RNA. RefSeq names its product cytochrome c-like. Bases 19 to 519 code for a protein of 166 amino acids. Gene Ontology annotation, molecular function: heme binding; electron transfer activity. The record is from RefSeq and is a predicted model, not a curated record. Lineage: Eukaryota; Viridiplantae; Streptophyta; Magnoliopsida; Malvales; Malvaceae. Gene Ontology annotation, cellular component: mitochondrial intermembrane space. The transcript is spliced from 3 exons. Gene Ontology annotation, biological process: mitochondrial electron transport, cytochrome c to oxygen; mitochondrial electron transport, ubiquinol to cytochrome c.